CCAACCAUCAUAGUCAGUCGAGCACCACACCUGAGACUGUACACACACAAUUCAUACCUGGUCCCGUGUGUACCUGCGUGCGUUAACGGUGCAUUGCAACACGUAUUCCCUGCAUGUGUGUUUGUGGAAGGUUGUCUUCUUUUUUUUAUUCAUGAAGGGUUUAGUAUGGGUAUCAGUGAAUGUUUAUCCGAGGGCGGUUUAAAAGUGUGUGCAUAACAAACCACUUGACCAUAAAAAGCGGCUGUAAAGUGUCUUGUGAUCUACUGCUGUUCCUCCUUAACACUUGUCAGGAAGAGAAAAGUAGCGUAGCAGAGGAACCGUCGAGUGUAUCUAUCGGCCGAGUGUUUUUGGUGUUGUUUGUGGUGUCGCUAGUAGGUGCGGGCGGAGGCCCCAUGCGGUGCCAGCCCCCUUGGUGGAGCUGUGGCGGCUUCUGCCAUCAUCUCCUCCAGCGCCUUCGUCACUUCGGCCAAGACCGAACCUUCGAGGACCACCACCACGACGGAGGCGAGUUCGUCUUCGGCCAAGCCCCCCAUCUGGAGUGACAGCAGCUGUUGUAGUAAUAGCAGCAGUAGCAACAGCUACCAAGGAGAUCGUGGUGGUGGUGGUGGUGGUGGUGGGAGGAGGAGGAGAGGGCGAAGUCAUAUUAAGCAAGAAGUCAAGAAAGAGGGAGAGGUUGGGUGGUGUGGGUGGGCGGGUCUCGGGCUGGGCGGGGCGGCCUCCAGCUCGCCCUCUUCCAAGAUAUGCCCGGACAGCGCCGUGCCCUGCUUCAUGUUCAUGUUUCGUUCCAGGAAGAGCAACCUGGUGAAGCGAGCUUGGAAGGCGCGCAAGAUAGGCCUAGCCCUCGCCAACGACCAACAACAGCUGCAGCGCCAGGCGGAGCAGCAGCUGAAAGCGCCUGCCAUGCAGCUGCUCCGCCGUCUGACCGAGUCCCAAUUGGAAUUGCUGGUGGCUGCCUUGGAAUCGGGGGGCGCAGAGCCCGGUGAGUGUGUCCUCGUCCCUCGCAACGGGGAAUCGGAAGGUGGGGGCGGGGGAGGGGGAGGAAGGGGCGUGGAUGGCAGUGCUAACAACCAUCACAGCAACGGCGAGGUUCUGGCACCCGUGCCACCUCCUCCUCCGCCACCACACCUGUUGAUGAUGUGGUUGUGGCGAUGGCCAGACUUAUUCCAUCAACACCAGCUCUCCUCCCACCACCAAUUCGGCUCCUAUCAACCGGAGCCUCCUACCGCCGCCCUCAUCCAGAGCCUUCCUUGCUGCGCCGCCCGUAACGAUCACGUGUAUGUGUGUGCCAACCCCUACCAUUGGGCCAGACUACUCUUAACAGAAUCCCCACCGCCGCCAUAUAGUAGAUUUAACGUCGACUUACUUAGACCAGAAGAUGCAGCGCCCAGCGAAGAUCUGGAAUCGCAAGAGACGGGUGGUACUUACCAGUACUGUUCUUACUCCACUAAUGGUCCUGGUACAAAUCCGUGGUGCCAAGUAGCGUACUGGGAAGGCCGUGUUAGGGUGGGUCGUCUUUACCCCGUCAGAACACCGUCUCUUAACAUCAUGGGAGAUAUUCCACACGGAGAAGGACUCUGUUUAGCUUCCCUUUCUGCAGGGCCCGAUUAUGCUCCCACGGAACAAAGCAAAAAAACUAAAGAAAAAAUUGGUCUCGGUUUAGUUCUUUACCAAGAAGGUGGUGGUGUUUGGGUUUAUAAUCGUUCCGAUAUACCCCUUUUUGUGAAUUCGCCGACUUUGGAUGGUGGAAUUCAUCCGCGUUCCAGUUUCAACGUCCAUAAGCUUCCUCCGGGUCAUUUGAUCAAUAUUUUUGAUUAUGACAAAGCCCGGCUCUAUCAGAAACUUCCACUUCACCCAGACCUGGUGCAUGAAGGACCUAUUGAUCAAAACUCUGUCAGGGUUUCCUUUGCUAAAGGCUGGGGACGCAAUUACCAUCGUCAAGAAAUCACCGAGUGCCCAUGCUGGCUGGAAAUUUUACUUGUGCCUGUGAGAUGAUAACAUAAUUAUACAACUAGAUACUGCCCUUCUACAGCUCUACCCACCUGACGUAUUCAUGCUGCUGGCUGGUCCAGUAGGACUUCAGGAGUGGGCACAUGAAGCUCUCAGCAGCCAGUAGGUGUAGCAAAAGGAGAGAGGAAGAUGGAGCAAGAAAGAGACUCUUGGACGUCCUGUUUGAGAGAUUGUCCUCUUCUUUGCAAUAUCAGGAAAUGUAGCACUAAUAUGGGCAGCUUAGAUAAUGUUGACCCAGCUAAGGCUAGUGUGAUUACCAUAGUGACUUUGGUGCAGUAAGAACUUGUUUCAAACAGUAACCAAUAACAAUUAAGCACUGGUACCAGAUCUUGUUUUUCUGAUAAUCUUAGCCUGUUUGUAUAAGUGCGAGAUGUACUAAGACCCUUCCAUUUUAUGGUAUUCUGCUACAGUAUUUAUAUAAAAUCAUAUUAUUGUGACACAAAAGAGAUUAGUGUAUUUCAGAUUUAUAAUGGGUCACAGUUGGACUUUUGACAUGAUAUCUUGCCAAUAAACAGGGCACCAUGUGUAAAAGAAUUUUAUAAUGAAAUCUAGUCGAGUUUUGUUAUUUUGUUAAUGUCUUUGCAAUUGUAUGUUUCUCUUCUAUAGGAUCAUUAACUUUAACAAAAUUUUUCAAAGGAAUGGUAACAUACCUACGUAAAAGUUACCCAGCUAUGUUUUGUUAAUGCCUUUGCAGUUGUAUGUGUCUGUUCUGUAUGAUCAUUAACUUUUUGUUUUUUGAAACAAAAUUUCUGAAUGAAAUAACAUGCAAAAGUUAGACGACUAUUUGUCUAAUCUUGCUAACUCAUUAGGUACUAUCUUGCCAUUCUAUACUUUCUCCUUUUAGUUUUUAGGUUAGCAGUAUUUUUUUUUUAUGUAAAGCUAAACAGAACUGGCAUUUUUGUUGUAAAUUGGCUGGCAUCCUACAUCACGUGUAGGAAUGUAUAGGCAAUUGCAUGAUAACCAUUUUAAUGUGACAGUCACAAAUUUUGCUCUAAAAGAUUAUAGGUGUCUUGAUUAUUUCAGUUCAGUAACAGUCUCACUGUCUCUUCUUAUGGAAGAAUUAAAAAUUGAAACAAGUAAGAGUUGAUAGAAAAUUUUUAUGUGCUCUAUUAAGUAUUAAUGAGUAGUAUCAGAAGAGCCCACUAACUAAAGUUCCCUGGGUAACUAAUGUAUGCUGUCAAGUAUGUCAGUAUGUGGGUAUACUUGCAUUGUGCUAUUGUCAUCCAUGAAUUACUCUUUAAGGUAUGCAGAUAGCUGAUAUCGUAAUAGGUGCUACAAAGGAAAAGGAUCUUUCACUCCACAGAAGUACAAAUAGCUUCCUUGCAAACCCUGGUGCCCUCAUAUCAUAUUGUAAGACUACAGUAUUGUGUAAAUUAUAGGUUUCAUUGCUUCAUGAUUAUGAAAUUUGUAAGUUGGCCAACUGUAAUUAAUGUCCAAAUGACUUUUUAGUUUUAUCUCAAAAGCACUGUACAGUACCAGAAUUAUUUUGCCAAACAUAAAAGUGAAAUGUCACUUGUUAAUUACCUCAUAGAAAUAUAUACCAUAUAGAUAUAUAAAAUAUAUAUUGAAUGUAUAACAGAAUGAUAUAAUAACUGAUUGUGAUUUGGUGCAGCAACACAUUACUGUUAAAGUGCUUUAAAGUACAGAGAAAGCUGUUCUCUCCUGCACAAUUAUCACUUAAAAGUACAGUAUUUUUAUUGAAAAUAUGCUUGAAGCAUAUUCUUUAAUUGGUUAAAAUUUUUUGAACUUGUUACAUUAUUUCAGUGCAUAUUUGGCUUGCUACAUUCAAGAUGGUGCCAGUUUUAAAUAAAUGAAGUGCAAAAUGUGAGGGCACCUUUUGCUAUAAUUUUUUUUUAUUUGCUUGGAAGUUUCUCAGUUUAUAUAUUUCUGGAUUAAGACUUGAUAAAUUGUGUCCAAAAGGUUAAUUUAUUUUGAAAUAUGGGAAUCUUUGAUCAAGCACAUAAUGAGAUUUUUAUAGUUAAAACCUGUUCUAAAGUAUUUUAAGAGUUGCAGUCCUUAUUUCAGUUUCAGUAUACUGUAUACAGUAAUAGAAUUUGUUCACAAUUUACAAAGUCAAGGUUAUAAAUAUAAAGUAUGUAAAUUUGUUAACCAAAAUACUCUACAAGUGGUUUUCUGGAUAUGAUUAGUACUUUAGUGAAUCUAGAAUAGUUUGCAAUGAUCUGGUGCAACAAGUGGCUGCCUUUUUGUGAGAAAGAGUUAGUGCUAAAUCCAGUUGUAAGCCUUUGUCAGGUACCUUUAAUAAAUAUCUCUUUCUUCCAUAGAAAAUGAGUCUUCUUAAAAGAACUGCUCUUUAUUGGGGAUUAAGUUAACCAGAGAUGAAACUAAUCCCAGAUUGUAUUUAUAGACUGUAACCAGGGCAAGGUUUCAGUAUUGCCAUGCAUAGAAAAAUACAUGCUUAAAAUGUACUGCAUGCUUACUUUCCAUUUACCAGUAAGAACUAUUGGUUAUUCAUUGUAGUUCAUUACUAGAUGAUACUUUUGAUAAACCCUGGUUGCAGAUUCAGUAUUUUUUAGCAAGAGGAUGGGACCAAAACUUGCAGAAGUGCCUCAUAAGGGAUUAUACAGGGUCAUGUGAGGUAUAGUAGGUAAUUUGACCUGUAGCAUUACUGUAAAGAAAGCUUAUAUGCGAGUCAUAUGUGAUAAUACUUUCAAUGGUACAGUUGGCCGAGCCAUGGAAAGGUUUGUGUGAUAGUAGAUGGCAUGGUUGUUAGAAAGAUACUAGACUUAAAUUAGUUUUAGAUUAGGUAGAUUUGUUUUAUAUGAUAGUAAUGAGGAUGGACUGGUGUGUUUGUGUGUUUAUGGUAAGAUAGCUUGAAGAAAUGAUAGUAACCACGUAUGAAUGACUGGUUCUCAGAAGGAAAGCUUUACUUUGUGCCAUAAUUCCUCCCUUCAUUACAGUUACAAUGUAUUGUUUUGGGAGUGUGUACAUGAGAUGAAUACAAGAAAAGGUUUGGAAAUAGCUUGAAUAAAGCAGAAGCAUAAGUGAUUUUUUAAGGUAACUGGUAUGCUAGUGUGUGAAUGAAAAUAAGGGUUAACUUUACUUAAUAAAACUUAGACAGAAGGAGGCAUUGUUAGUCUCCUGCCAAAUUUUUUCAAUUUGAAAGCUGCAGUGAAUUCCCAAACUGAGUUUCCUGAUGUCACCACCUUUCUUAAUUUUAAAGGCCUUUUCUUUUUCUUAAUAGAAAUGCCAUUUGAGGCUAAAAAGUGGCUGCUCACAUGAUGAUGCCUUUAUUUCUGUCUUAUCAGGAAAUGUGUGCAUUUAAAUGUGACAUAUACUAUUCCUUAAGAUUUUUUUUUCCAGUUUUGAAUGGGCAUACUUCUUUUUCCUAUUGCUAAUUGCUAAUGGUAAUUAUGAGAGGUGUACAAUGUCCCAUGAUUAGUGUGUCAGUUCGAUUUCCCCUACAUCCAUCUGAAAGUCUUAGGGGCUGUACAAUGUAUCCAAUAAUGUACAUAGUGUAUAUAAUAGGUUACUGAAUAUGGAGAAGCAUAGGCUGGUUGCAACUGUAGAGGAAGGAUUUUCCAGCCUUAUAUAUUUUUGUUAACCUGGUAAUGCUACCUACCAUUGCUUCACCAUGGCAUAUUCUGAAUUAUGGGCCGACCAUGUUUGAAACAUGUACAGUUGAUUUUUAUUAAAAACUUUUAGAUUACAUAA
Molecule: messenger RNA, 5679 nt
Organism: Macrobrachium nipponense
Lineage: Eukaryota; Metazoa; Arthropoda; Malacostraca; Decapoda; Palaemonidae
Product: mothers against decapentaplegic homolog 6-like
Exons: 5
Coding region: 769-1992 (407 amino acids)
Biological process (GO): SMAD protein signal transduction; anatomical structure morphogenesis; transforming growth factor beta receptor signaling pathway
Cellular component (GO): heteromeric SMAD protein complex
Molecular function (GO): I-SMAD binding; transcription regulator inhibitor activity
Source: RefSeq, a predicted model, not a curated record